This is a messenger RNA of Durio zibethinus, 790 nucleotides long. Its product is annotated as ethylene-responsive transcription factor ERF003-like. Lineage: Eukaryota; Viridiplantae; Streptophyta; Magnoliopsida; Malvales; Malvaceae. Gene Ontology annotation, molecular function: DNA-binding transcription factor activity; DNA binding. Gene Ontology annotation, biological process: regulation of DNA-templated transcription. The record is from RefSeq and is a predicted model, not a curated record.
UCUCCCACUUCAGGUUUUCCCUUCCUUGCAGUCUUCCUUCUCUGCUUUUUUCUUUUUUUUGUUCUCUGGCAGACAUAUAACAAACACAUAUCCACGAAACGUUUCUCUUUUAAAACCACCAUGGGAAGACAUCAACAGCGAUACCGCGGCGUCCGUCAAAGACAUUGGGGCUCUUGGGUCUCUGAAAUUCGACACCCCGUCUUGAAAACUAGAAUAUGGCUAGGCACAUUUGAAACGGCUGAGGAUGCAGCAAGAGCAUAUGAUGAGGCGGCAAGGCUAAUGUGUGGGCAAAAAGCACGAACCAAUUUUCCACACAAUCCCAAUGAGCCUCAAUCUUCUUCAUCAAAGCUGCUCUCAGCUACCUUGGCAGCUAAGUUACAUAAAUGUCACAUGGCAGCACUCCAACUGGCUAAAAAGAAUGCAGCAAAAGAGUCUUAUGGAGCAGAAUGUCACCCUUUGGCUCCCACCGGAAGCAAUAUUGGAGAAAUGGAUUGCCGGCGGCAGCCGGAGAACAUAUGGUUAGGAGAGGAAAGUCAGGUGGGGAAUGAAGAGCAGUUCAUUCCACUAGAAGAUGAUCAUAUAGACCAGAUGAUAGAGGAGUUGCUUGAUUACGGAUCUAUUGAAUUUUGCUCUGUUAGUUCAACUUAAGGUCUAAAAUUAAUCAUUUUCCAAAUGUUAAUGCACUUUUUUUUUUCAUUUUUCUAGUUCUUGGUAAUUUAGGUCACAAGAUUAGAUGCUACAUUUUGCUAUUGAUUUGCAUAAAGUAGUGUGAAUGCAUUGGAAUAAAAUA